This is a messenger RNA of Lizanozyma spartinae, 3498 nucleotides long. RefSeq names its product Bem3p (gene BEM3). Gene Ontology annotation, molecular function: phosphatidylinositol binding. The transcript has a single exon. The record is from RefSeq and is a predicted model, not a curated record. Lineage: Eukaryota; Fungi; Ascomycota; Pichiomycetes; Serinales; Debaryomycetaceae. Gene Ontology annotation, biological process: signal transduction; regulation of GTPase activity. Bases 1 to 3498 code for a protein of 1165 amino acids. Gene Ontology annotation, cellular component: cytoplasm.
AUGAGUGGCAAAAUAAUACCACGAGACCGAGAGAUUCAUCUAGACGACAAGAGUAAUGAAAUAUGCGAUGAUGAAGAUGCCGUGAUUUCAGAGUCAUCCCCCACACGCAAUGGAGGAGUAUAUAAUUUGACUGCUAAUACGGUGUUUGGUGGUAAUAAUAGCAAGAAUAAUGAGAACGACCAUGUGAGUCCAAGUGAUCCAUUAUUUGAUAGAGCCAAUAUAAAUGAUGCAGAUUUCAUUGAGAUGCUUAUAAAAGAGAACCAAGAGCUUAAAGCGUUACAACAAAAGCACCAAAGACAAAUCUUGAUGUUGAAUUCCAGAAUAGAGACUUUAGAAUCUUCAACGUCGUCAGAAAGUCCUUCUAACAACUUAUCCAAGAAAUUAAGCAACCCUAAAGAUGAAACAUCUUCAUGUUUCAGUGAGCAACGUUCGAUAGAAGAGCCGAAGAAUGAUGAUAUACCCCAGAGAUCAGAAAGACGAAACCAUCUCAACAAGACUUUACCUAUGGCACCAUCAUCAACAUCGAUUUCUUCCAUAGUUAGUCAUCCGCAUACUAUUGACUCUUCAAGUAUACUAUCAGAGGGGACUAAGUCUAACUUGGCCAGUGAGAGUUCAGAGAUGCUUUCUUCCCCUAUAGAUACUACUUCAGGGUCGGGUAUUAUGGAUCGUGCGGUAAAUACUGGUGGUAUUGGUGCUACUACUGCAGCUUCAUCAGUGAAAAUGGCCGCAGUAUAUCAAAAUAAACUGAUCAAGAAUAGCAGUACCUCAAGUAUAGGAAGUGGAAGCGGAAGUGCUGGUUCAACAUAUAAAUCCAGACUUAAACUACCCGCAACACUACAAGCACAAGGACAAGGACAACAAUCUCAAGCACAACAGAUAUCGAAGAGAACUCUGGAUUCAUCAAAUGGAUCUCAAAGCAAGUCAAUUUCCACACCACAACUACCAUCACUGCUGGUGAUGAACUCCAUAACUACACCUCAACAACUGCAACAUUCUUCUCGCAACUCUUACAAGAGAUCGUCAUCAACGUAUGCUGAUUCCCCACAGGGAGAUAGUGUGACUCCACAAACACCUCGCCAACAGAAUAAGUAUUACCACGAUUCACCACCAAUUGUUACACCUUAUGCUAAUUUUCAGACCAAUGAGAAGCCUAUUUUCAAGUCACCGGAGAGACCUUCUUCGACAGCUGAUGGUAAUCAGCAACAUCAUCACCAUUUGGAUGUGGGCUCUAAAUCUAUUGGAGGUUUCCUAAGUCGACGGAGAAGAGGUAACCUGACAACAGAGACAAUACAUUCUGGGAUAGGUAGUUCUGGCACUAAUGAGUUACCCCGAUCUCCAACCAAGAAUGUCCACACACCAGCAACGCAGGUAAUUCUGGUGUUCCAAAGUUUAAGCGAUCGUAAAAGCAUACCCAACUCACCUGAGAGUUUAGCUGUCAAUAGUAGACAUGAUCUUCACGGAACAGACGUUCACAGUUAUAUUUCAUCUCCAUUACCUAAUUCUUUUCAACACAAUCUUUCAUCACCACAACGAAGUUUCCUGACCGACACUGAAAGCUCUAAAGGGGGGUCAGAGAGUUAUACCAAGAACAGCAAUCGAAGUCAAACAUUAGGUACGUUCUCAGUAUUGAACAAUAGUACAAAGGAAGAAGACUAUUCCAAGUUAUUUAUCAAGCCAGAAGAUUUUGGGACCAUUAUGGUGUCAGCUAUCAGUACACUUUCCUUAGGUAAGAAUGAAGAACCCCACUGUAUAUUAGGGGCCGUUGAUAGAUCAACGUCAAAGGAAAUGUGGAAGGUUAAGAAGAAUUAUAUUCAACUCUUGGCUCUUGAUAAUGACAUCAGACCUUCACUUGGAUGUUUUGGCUUACCACAAUUACCAGAUAAAUCGUCCUUCUAUUCCAACAUUCCCACCAAGGUUGACAUGCGGAGGAUCACCAUUCAAGAUUAUUUCAACUCCAUCUUUGUCAUGCCCCAUGUCCCCCAUCUGGUGUUGUAUGCACUUUGUUUGUUUUUAUCGUGUGAUAUCGUUAACCCGUUGGAUGAUUUCCGUAGUGGCUCUGCAAAGGAAGGGUACCUUAUUCGGAAGUAUAAAGGGUUUGGAACGUCUUGGAAAGUUCGUUGGUGUCAAGUUGAUGGUCCUGUUUUGGAAGUGUAUGAUUCGCCUGGGGGCACCUUGGUAGAACUGCUUCAAUUACAAGGGGUUUCUAUAGGAAGACAAAGUAAUGACUCAGUUGCUGAUGAAAGAGGAUAUCGCCAUGCGUUUUUGAUCAUGGAGAGUACCAAAUCGACCAAAUUAUCAAGUUCUAAGCAUUUUUUCUGUGCUGAAAGUGAUACCGAUAGAGAUGAUUGGAUAACUGUGUUGUUGCAAUAUGCUACUACUCCCGGCGGAGGUGAUUCAUCCUCAUCAUCUUAUUUGGAACAAGGAGGAACCUGUUCGUCCAUGCAAACACCCACUAGCAAAUACGAUGGCGGAGGAGGAGUGGAUGAAUUAGAUUAUGGGGGGUAUACGCAAGGGUCAAGGCACAAUAAUAAUCUUGGAACGUCGACACCAACAUCUACGUAUGAAGAAGCAUUAGUAGCUGAUAGCUCCAUGUUAACCACCAAUACGACCGGUACCGGUUCAAGUACCGGUAUGACUACGAUGGACGAGUCCAAGGAACGGAAACAAACUUCUAAUUCCAGCAAGAUCCGAUCAUUGUUCCCCUUCGGUAAAGCUAGUCGGAAUCAUACGUCCGAUAGUGUUAGCGCGACUGGAGGAGGUGACGAUACACUAGUGCCAUCUGAUGGGCCACCACUGAAUAACUCUCAUGAGAUUGACUAUUACUUGAAACAGAUGCAACUAGACGACCAAAUGGCCAAGGCUAUUUUUGGCAGAGAAAUCGACUAUGGAUAUAACCUAUCAAGUGGAGUGUUCUACAACAGAAGCAUUCCCAGUGUUCUCAGUCGAUGUUUGAUUUACAUGAAUAGAACAGGAGCCAUUUACGAAGAAGGGAUCUUUAGAUUGAGUGGAUCUGCUUCUACUAUACGGCAAUUGAAGGACAAGUUCAAUAAGGAGUACGACGUGGAUCUUUUCCAAACGUCCUUGAAGCCUGACAUUCAUACCGUGGCUGGGUUAUUCAAAACAUACUUGCGAGAAUUGCCAUCACCCAUCUUUGGCUUGAAGGCGUACUCCAAAUUGAACUCCUUAGCCCAUUCAGGCAAAUCAGACAGGGACAUUGCUAUUGAGUACCAACACUACAUCAAUACGACUUCAGACAUUGAAAAGUUGAAUUACGAUGUGUGUUACGUAAUCUUCCGGUUCCUUCGAGAGGUGAUUGCCCAAUGCCGCAACAACAAAAUGAACACAAGAAACAUGUGUAUAGUGUUUGUGCCGACAUUGAAUGUCUCGGUGGAAGUGUUGAUCCCUUUUCUUGUUGAUUUCGAGUGUAUUUUUGAAGGGGGUGUUCCUAUUCCGGAUUCUCAACGGGAGAUCUUGGACGUUAACAUCCCCCUGUUCUAA